This is a messenger RNA of Linum tenue, 915 nucleotides long. Lineage: Eukaryota; Viridiplantae; Streptophyta; Magnoliopsida; Malpighiales; Linaceae. The record is from the annotation of a GenBank genome assembly.
AUGAGAAAGUUGUCGUCUUUCAGCUCCAGAAGGUCGCUGUAUCUGUGGAAUUUGAAUAUACGGGACACCACAAAUCAUGGCCUUUACAAACAAACUCUCGAUCUCUACAAUUCCAUCCUGCAAUCUAGGGUAGGUGGUGGUAGUAACUUUACUUACCCGAUGGUCCUUAAAGCAUGUUCUUCUUCCCCCGACACCAUCCACGUCGGGAAAAUGCUUCAUUCCCAUAUUACCCAUCUGGGUUUCCAGGUAGACGUCUACGUGCAGACAUCUCUCCUCGAUAUGUACUCCAAGUGCGGCAACUUGGUUUCUUCGAGGAAGGUGUUCGACGAAAUGUCUGAGAGAGGCGUUGUGUCUUGGACCUCCAUGAUCACUGCUUAUUGCCAUUUUUCUCUCGUUGAUGAAGCCGUUUUUGUGAUAAACCAAAUGAGGGCUCUUGGUCUGGAACCAAGUUUGACCACUUUCCUUGUGUUGUUUCCUGCUUGUAGCUCCCUUCUGCAGGGCUUAUCAACCCAGUGUUGUGCCUUCAAAAUGGGGUUCCUGAAUGGUGACGAUGAGGUGCCUCCAACUAAUUCUGUGAUGGGUAUGCUCGUCAAACACUGUCAAACUCAUGAAUCUCGUGCAAUCCUUGAGCAGAUGCAAGAACCGUCGGCCAUCUCUUGGACAACAGUGACUAGCGGUUAUGUGGAAGCUGGACACAUGAAAGAAGCUUUCUCUGUGUUUAACCAGAUGAGGAGGAAAACCAUAAGCCUGGAUUAUGUAUCUUUCUUCGCAAUCAUAUCAGCUUGUAGCCAGCAUGGCGACCUGUUGGUAGCUUCGACGGUCCAUUCUCUAAUAAUCAAAACCAGAUGUGAGAGUGAAGAUGCUAUUGACAAUCUGCUAGUGAGCAUGUAUGCAAAAUGUUGUGAUCUCGUCUAA